AUGCCAAAAACAAAACCGACGCCAUCAGGUAGCAGUGAAGGAGACUCGGCUGGAGCAGGACGGAACCAGGAUGCUGCUCCCGCACAGGGAGCCGAGAGCUCCAUUGAACCCAGAGACAACGAUGUUUUAUUUGGAAGAGGAGAUACAAUCAAUAGGCAUCCGGGCAAUAAAAAGUUUCGAGAGCUUGUAGAUUCCCACAAACGUGUCUAUCUUGCAUCCCGAUUCAAGCAAGAGAAAAGGAUGAUUGCGGAUGGUAUUGUGGCGGCAAUCGCAGAGCUUGACCCUCCCGGCCGUUUCCUGGCCAAGAACGCAUCCACUGGAUUGUGGAACGCUGUUGAUCAUGGAAGAGCCCGUGAAAAGACUUUGCAAGCUCUGAGAGAGAAGGCAAGGUCAGCGAGGGACCAGAUGGAGGACAGAGACAAUCUCGCGUUGCUCCAGAGAUCAUCCGAGAACAGCCAUGAUCAAAGCAACCGAGAACAACCACCACCUGCCCAACGCCAACAGUCAUCAUCCUUGAUAAGUUCGUUGAGUGACAGUCAAAUAGCCCACUCUGGUGCUGCAGCUGCAGAGGCUCAAGCCAGCCAUCAGAAUACGAAGAGGGCAGCACACCCACCUGCUGGAGUCCAGCCACAUGCAAUCUCUGGUUCUACGAUGCCUGUUGCGGCCCGCGAGCUCCCUCUCGUAGCCCCACUUGCUCCCCCGCCAAGUCUCCCCGGUGGCCUUGUGACAAGAGCAAGUAUAGGAGAGCUCUCCAGACAAAGGCAAGAAACGUCGAUGUUGGCUCCUUCCUCCCAGCAGCACGCCCAUUGGCAGCCACAACUUCACGCCGAUCAGAAUUCCUCGGGAUUGGCAUCGACGUCUCCUCUUCAGGUGAAUCAAACUUCCAUAGAUUGGCAACAAGCACUUCUUGCUCAUCAGGUUCCUGAUACUGGCACUGCCACCACGGCAUCCCAAGCCCAGCAAACUCAGUCAACGAAGAAUGCAAACGCAUUUAUUGACGAAGCCCAGCUUUCGCAACAGAUACAGACAAGUGAACCACCAACUCAGAGCCAACCAGAGCAGCUUGCUCCCCGAUUUCCAACCACCUCUUCUGCAGUUCAGACGCAAGUUGCCCAACCAUAUGACCAGACAAGCCCAAGCACAGGCCAAGAAGCGCAGUAUCAACCAUAUCUGGCUGACGGGACCCUGUCGACAAUAUCUGAUGGGCUUUUGACGCCUCGGCAAGCCAUCCAACCAAGCCAUCUCGGCUCUUCACCGAUGUCUGCUGGUACCUUUGAAGCGCUGCAAAUGAUCGCAUUUCCAGUGAGCCCAGGCGUCAUGCAACAGUCGUUUUCCCCACGCCGGUUGCCUCCUGCCAAUUCCCCUCAUCUGCAAAGACAACAGAAUAUGGGAAGUCAUUCGCUUGCCUCCAGCUUCGAUCAAACUACUACAGGGACUUCGCUGGCUCAGAUGGAUAGUCCACUGAGAAGUGAAACAUGGCCACGGCGCCGGCAGCAGCGAAGAUUGGAACCGAGACCAACGCAAGCGUCAGCGCCCUCGCAGGAGCCAAUGCAAGCAUUCUUGCAUGCCUAUCAACAGGAAGCCUUGCAGCACCAGAUUCUGCCACAACCGCAAAUCCGGCCUUUCCCUAGGCAGCAAUACCUGUCCGAACUGGAAGCAAGCCUUCAGCAUGCACAGGCUGGUCGUCGGCAACACCAGGACUCAAUUGUCUCGGAGCGUAACCACGAUGCGGGGGGCGAAUCCAAAGAAGAUGCGCUUAGAAAUUGGCAAAUGGAUGCCGCCGCAAGUUUGGAAGGCAUUGUAGCAACACCUGGCAUGAUCCGCUUGUUACAGGGUGCCGAAACGAACUUGGCAACUUCAGCAGGUGCUCGACGACCAAUUCGCUUGCCUCGUCCAAACCUUACCCCUAGAGUUCGCCGUCGGUCCAACGACACCAAUGGAGAUGAAGGCAGUGAAGAAGGCCAAUAUGGCCAAUAUGCUCGUGAAGCCUGA
Messenger RNA from Seminavis robusta, 1992 nucleotides. The record is from the annotation of a GenBank genome assembly. NCBI's taxonomy places the organism in Eukaryota, Bacillariophyta, Bacillariophyceae, Naviculales, Naviculaceae.